AUGCUCUUGGCUUCGUCGGGGUUCCUCCUCUUGUCCUGUGUUCUGAUGUGCCCUUGCUUUUACGCGAAGAGGAAGGAGGAGCCCGAGAAUUCCUGCAAAGGAAGGAAUCUGCAUUCGAGUAUGUUGGCCAUUUCAACUCGCGUCAUCUGCUCUUCUUCUCUGUGUUGAAUUAUCUAAAAUCUUAAUUAAAAAGGUGAUGAUUGGGGGUCCCUUGUAGAUCACUGAAAUUGGUAUUUUCUACUGAUCAAAAUAUAGAUCAGUAAAUUGAACUCGACAUGAAUGGAUCAUGGGAUCUGCCUGGCUAUGGCAGAACCUGAUCAACCCACUCUGCCAAUCCUUUGUGAAAUAAUCGACGGAUGGACUUUAGAUUUAAGCAAAAUUACCGACAAACUCCACAUGUAAUGGAAUCCAGGAGCAGCUAUUCAUCUGCUUCCUCACCACACAACCUCAGAUGCAUGAUUUUACACCCUAGACCGAAAUUUGCGCUGCAGUUGCAUGUAAAAGAAUCAGCAUGGUGGAUAUGGAGAUUCCUAACGCUAAAUACUACACCCUGAACAUAUUUUUGUGCUGUGAUAGCAUCCAAUAGAGGUUGGUGCAUAUUGAUGAGAGAUCAUCGACCUUUUCAUUGUCAUGACUGUGAUUUCAGAAAGCCAUGAGGUUUCUGUCAAUAACCCACUUUGUUGCUGCAGUGGAUUUUGAUUUUAGCUCCCACUCCGAAAGAAACCCUGGAACGCCGCAUAGGGCAUUGGCCAGCCCACGACGUGCACCAGCCAGCCCACAGCGCAUCCCAGGCAGCCCAUUGCGUGCAACUGCCAGUCCGUUGCGUGUGCCGCCCAGCCCCUCGCGGUUUUCCCUGUCACCCCAGCUGAGCAGAGCCAGCUCGGUUCAUCUGACCUUCGAUCAGAUCGUCAAGGUCACCCAGAAUUUUUCAUCAUCACAGAAAAUUGGAGAGGGAGGGUUUGGAACCGUGUACAAGGCAGUUUUGCCAGAUGGGCAGACAGUAGCCAUUAAACGGGCGAGGAAGGUGACCAUCUUCCCUUUAUUUUCUUCUAAAAAUGCCAGCCUUAUGGUGAGAAUGAUCCACUGAUAAAUGACUUUUUGCAGGAACACUUUGCAGCUCUACGAACUGAAUUCAGUAAUGAAGUUGAUCUUCUUGCAAAGAUCGAGCACAGAUGUUUGGUGAAGCUCCUUGGUUUCAUCGACCAUGGAAAUGAGAAAAUUAUCAUUACUGAGUAUGUCCCCAACAGCACACUCCGGGAGCAUCUGGAUGGUAGGAUAUCUCUACUGCUUCUUGAUACGGUUUCUUUUUUUUUUCUUUAGUGGUUUAAAAGGUUUUUUCCGGCUGUCAGCUCCUCAGGGGGAAGUUCUGGACUUCAAUCAACGGAUGGAGAUAGCCAUUGAUAUUGCUCACGGCUUAACUUACCUCCAUUUAUAUGCAGGUGAGGCUGAUUUUGUGCCUUUAUGCAAAUACUUCUCAUCUUUUAUUGUAGAAUAUGAUUUAAGUGUAUGAUCUUAUGGAGCUUAUUUUAUUAUCUAAACCAAAGGUUAAUUAUUUAUCAUCCUUGUCAGAGAGGGUGAUAAUCCACAGAGAUAUCAAGUCCUCAAACAUCCUCAUCACAGAGAGCUUCAGGGCCAAAGUGGCUGACUUUGGCUUUGCUAAAGUCGGCCAUGGGGAUGCCGGGGAGACCCACUACUCGACCAAAGUCAAAGGGACCUUCGGAUACCUUGACCCAGAAUAUCUUCAGACGAAUCAGCUCACCCCAAAGAGCGAUGUCUUUUCCUUUGGGGUCUUGCUCAUAGAAAUCUUGUCUGGAAGGCGGCCAGUGGACCGUGGAAGACCUGCUGAUGAAAGGCUGACAGUCAAAUGGGUAUGUAGGACCCUGUUUACUUUCUCCAAAAUAGAAAAAUAUGUUAAUUUGAAUGAUUUUUUCUGCUUGAAAUUUUCAUGCUUAAAUUUUUCUUAAAAUUUCCUUAACUUUCCUUAUUUUUUGUUGCAUCUAUCAACAUUUUUUUUUUUUAGCAUUUGAGUCCACAACUCAUGUGGUAUCUCAGGCAGAUCAUCUGUGGACAUUGUUUGCUUAAACUCAACGCUGAGGAGUUUGUAGGUCUACUCCAUGGAUUAUUUUGAUUAUGUCAGAAACCGAUUUAUCCUGGAAUGAUCUGAAACUCUUGAUGUUGCGAAAUAGAGAAAACUUGUUAUUUAAUGGUAGCUUUGGAAAACAUUAUACUGCCCUCAGCUUUUUACCAAGUUUCUCAGACGUUGACUUUAAUUAGUCAAUGAGAAACCCGUUCAUUCAAGUUCUUCACCCACAUAUGGAGUUCAUAAAUCAAACUUCUUUUACCCGGAACUAACUAUUUUUUGUUGAACAAUCAAAGUAAAUGCUUGAGUAAUAGCAUCUACCCUGGAUUAUUUUCUUCCAAAAACAUUUCUUAUUCUGUUGAAAACCAAUGUUUAAUGGGGAAUCGGAUUUUGCAGGCGUUCAAGAAAUUCAAUGAAGGGAGGGUGAGGCAGAUCAUGGAUCCGCUGCUCAGAGAAGAGGUGGACGAGGAUGUGCUGUCUCAGCUAUUCACCCUAGCAUUCAGGUGUGCUGCCUCCACUCGUGGUAGGCGGCCUGCCAUGAACGAAGUCUGUCAGCAGUUGUGGGCAAUAAGGAAAGACUAUGGAAAGAGCCUCCAAAGAAGUUGA
Spirodela intermedia is the source of this 2686-nucleotide messenger RNA. The record is from the annotation of a GenBank genome assembly. Lineage: Eukaryota; Viridiplantae; Streptophyta; Magnoliopsida; Alismatales; Araceae.